UGCUCCAUCCUCUUUGUUAUAUACCCACUCACUCCACUUCCCAUUAAAUCAAACUUCAAACUAUAAAACUACCAUGGCAAGGCAAGUAGUAGCAUCCACCUCCGCCCCUCUCUGUAACAUAUAAAUACUCACCAUCUCCUAUCUCUCUCUUCAUUCCAGAGACUCAUUCCUUUCUCCUUUCUUCUCUUUCCCAAUUUUUCUGUUCUCAUUCUCCUCAAGGCUCAAAAGCUCAAAUGGCCACCAAACGUCCCUCAACCAUCUCCACCAUUCUCAAGUCCAAUCUCUACUUCCUCAUCAUAUCCCUCACCAUCGGAUGUGUCAACUCAGCUCGGAGCCUCGUUGCCGACACCACACCACUAGCGGCGCCGCUCGCCGUUGCCCCAUUUCCAUCCAUUAAUGCCGUGCCACCACCUACGAUCUCACCAGUCACCACACUUCCAGCCCCUGCUUACGCACCCUCCGUAACAACACCUGCCGUGGCCAUCCCUCCUGCAUACUCCAAUGCGGUGACAACACCUGUCGCCAACUUGGCACCUGUAGUGGGUCCUACCACGUUGACAACACCUGUUGCCGACGUGGCACCAUUAGCGGGUCCCGCUGCCACGCAGCAAGUGGACACAAAUCCGUCAUUGUCAUUCUUCAUGCACGAUAUCCUAGGCGGGUCACAACCAUCGGGUCGGGUAGUGGCGGGGAUAGUGGCUAACUUGGGAGUCAACAGUCAACUACCUUUCUCCAGAACCAACACUGCGGUCCUCCCAAUCAACGGUGGGACUCCCCUCUUUAACAACGGUAACAACAUCAACGGCCUCAACAACAACAACAUUCCAUACCUGGCCGGGCUCGGCGGGGCUUCAAGCAACACCGUCAUUGGCAACAGCGGCAACAACAAUGCCGUCAACGGUGGAAACAAGCUUCCAUUCGUUUCCGCCGGGCAGCUGCCCGCAGGAGCCACAAUUCAGCAACUCAUGUUCGGUACAAUCACGGUCGUCGAUGAUGAACUGACCGAAGGGCAGGAUUUGGGGUCGACGGUGGUUGGGAAAGCACAAGGGUUCUACUUGGCUAGCUCGGUGGUCGGAACUAGCCACACCAUGGCUUUUACGGCACUGUUUCACGGAGGCGCUCAAGUGCCCGAUGACACCAUUAGUUUCUUCGGGGUUCACCGGACGGUGGCGACAGAGUCUCAGGUAGCCGUCGUUGGAGGGACUGGGAAGUAUGAGAAUGCCAAAGGAUAUGCCAAUAUCCAGACCCUGCAAGCUUCUAAUGAUCACACCACGGAUGGGGUGGAGACUCUUCACCAGUUUAGUGUUUACCUUUCCUAUUAGAGACUUUAAAUAAAUGUCCGUUUUUAGCCCUCAUUGUGGUAGUGUGGAAUGGUUGCUUGAGGGCAUUUGAUUGUAAACUCACAUAAUCCCUUCAUCAGAUUAUGUUGUUGCAUUCCAAUUCUGGUAUUAGUUAAGGUAGUUAAAUCAGAUCGGUUCUGAUUAAGCGGUUUGGUUUUGUUUCAGUUCAAAGUGUGAAAGGUAGAAGCUAAAAUCGAACUGUUUAUUAAAUGGUUGUGACAAUUUUAAUCGAAAUCAAUUAAUAUAUGAUUCCAGUUAAAUGGUUGUAUUGGUUUCAA
Messenger RNA from Macadamia integrifolia, 1618 nucleotides. RefSeq names its product dirigent protein 9-like. The transcript has a single exon. The record is from RefSeq and is a predicted model, not a curated record. NCBI's taxonomy places the organism in Eukaryota, Viridiplantae, Streptophyta, Magnoliopsida, Proteales, Proteaceae. Bases 234 to 1322 code for a protein of 362 amino acids.